CUGUUCUGUCGUGACUAUGUGGUUCCUCCUACUGCUCUGGUAUGCAUCAUCCCCACACCUGUCCUCCACUCAAGUGGAAGACAGGUUGAUCCUGCAGGGUGGGGAUGGUCCAUGUGAGGGCUAUGUUGAAGUCUUCCAUGAUGGGAAAUGGGGUAUUGUUGGUGACCAGAAAUGGCAGCUGAAUAAUGAGAAGGUCAUCUGCAAGAGCAUCGGCUGUGGGACAUCCAUAAGCUCUAAAGACAUUAUGUUGAAGAAGGUUCGGUCUACCACAUGGAUGAACGAGGUGGUGUGCAAUGGAAAUGAGAAGUAUCUAUGGGACUGCAUGUUUCCUGGGUGGAACAGAAGCUCUAAUACCAAAGAUACAGUCAAAAAAAUCACAUGUUCGGAUAAGAUUCAGCUUGAGCUUGAGAGUUUGCCUGGGGUUAGAUGUGCUGGAACUCUCAGGUACAAAAAAAUGUCAAUGGGGAAGGCCAAAGAAACUGGCUACUUUUGUAAUCCGAAAUGGGAUAAAAAGCAGGCUGAUAUUGUGUGUGAACAUCUCAAAUGUGGCCAAUCUAAAGGUCUCCCACCAGCCAGAAUGUUCUCACAAAUUGAGAAUAAUGUGGUCCUCAAACCUACACAUUGCAGCAACACAGAGCAUCAGAAACAUAUCUGGCAAUGUAUAACCAGUCCUAAAGUGGUAUGUACAGAACCUGUCUCCGUGAUUUGCUCAGAUCAUCACAACUUUCGUUUACAAGGUGGAAGCAAUGUCUGUUCUGGACAGUUGGAAGUGGAAGAGGAUGAAGGUGUUUGGAAACCUGUAUGCCAAAGCCAAUACAAGCUGAACAAAUCAAGUGAUGAUCUGUGUUCACACAUGCGGUGUGGCAAAAGUCACAGUCAGGAAAACAUGGUCUGUGACAGUUCCAAAAACAUCUCACUGGAUUGUACAGACAAAAUCAACAUAUCCCUGUUGAAAGAUGACCAAAGCCAGAAUGUCAAUCAUUGUUUUGGGUCAGUACACUUCAACCACUCUGGCACCCUGGAGGCUGUGUGUUCUACUAAUUGGGAUGAGAAGGAUGGACGAGUCGUGUGCCGAGAGUUGGGUUGUGGAGAGGUUGUGUUAGUCGGCUCUGGGAGUAAACUCCAGAAAGAUGGAAAGCAUGACCUAGUAGAUUGCAAAGACUCUGAGGCUUCACUGUGGCACUGUCUGGCCAUGCACCAUAAGAACCCAACCUCAUGCAGGAAAGCCACUGUCAUCUGCUCAGGUAGUGUGAAAGUGCGUUUGUCAGAUGGCCCUGGGAGGUGUGCUGGAAGAGUAGAGAUUCAGCAUGAAGGAGUGUGGAAGAGCAUCCGUGAAAGCAACUGGAAGGAGGAAAACUCCAAAGUGAUUUGCAAUCAAAUGAUUUGUGGUGAUGCUAUGGCUAAUACUGAUUCCUUCAUUCAAGGAACAAGUCAAGUAUUGAGCAAUGAGGUGAUCUGUACUAGUAACUCUAAAUCUAUCUCUAACUGUAUCAAGUCAACCAAGAAACAGCCACAACAACAGGAUACAAACAAGAUGUUAAUCUGCCAAGAGCAUGCGGUGGUGUUUCUGACGGGGGACUGCUCUGGCAAGGUGGGCAUAGAGCAAGCUGGGAAGACUUACUGGCUGUCUGGGUCUAACGCCACUUUUGAUCGUCAAACUGCCAUGGUGGUGUGUCAACAGAUGGAUUGUGGGGAUGCUACCUCAUUUACCUUUGAAUCCACUAGUGGAACCACUGAUUUGUGGAAAUACUCUUACAACUGCCUGGAAAGGAAAAAAUCCCUUUUUGACUGCGAGCGGAGUGAGCAUCUGUCAAACCACAGUAUAGUCUCUGUCGUCUGCUCAGGUAGUAAAACAGUACGCCUGAAAGUUGACACUAAAGACGAGGUAAAAUGCUGGGGAAAGGUGGAGGUGUGCCUCGACGGAACGUGUGGAGGUGUUUGUGAGGAUGCCUGGACGGAUAAGAAGUCCGACAUGUUGUGUAAAGACUUGGAUUGUGGAUCAGCCAUCUAUCCUCUGUCCUUCCUGAGAAAAUCACAAUCAGCUUUAGACAAAAUCACCGUCAGCAGUGUGCACAGAACCCAGCAGACAACUAACAUCAGUCAGUGCAACAUGGUCAAAAACGUUGACCAGUCUUACUGUAAGGACAAGCCAGCCUAUGUUGUUUGCUCAGGAAGUGUCAAGGCCAGGCUAAUGGAGCAUAGAGACAGAUGCUCGGGUAACGUACAGGUGUUCUACCAAGGAAAUUGGAUCCCUGUCUGUAAGACUGCCCUAAACAACAAAGAUGUCCAAAAUACUAUAUGCCGAGAGCAGGGUUGUGGACAUGGUGUCAAACCUCUCUCGUUCUUUGGCCCUUCAUCUGCAAACAGUGGGGCUGUUGUGUCAGGCCUCACCUGUAGUGCAAACAGCAAUUCUUCGGCAGAGUGCACAGUUACAGUUACUAAGACCAACAACCAACAAUGUGCCCUCGGUGGUCUCCAAUGCUCUGAAUGGAGGAGAAUGAUGUUGAAGUUAGGGAACGGGACUUGUGAAGGGUACGUGUUUGUGUACAGUGAAGCAGACAGUCGGGCUGUCAGCAGCGAUGGUUGGACUGAGACAGAGAGCAAGGUUUUGUGCAAAAACUUGGGCUGUGGAGCCUACAUAAAACACACUGCUAAGGAAAAGGCAGAUUAUCAUGAUCUCUUGUGGGGGAAGAAGUACAGCUGUAAAGGGGAGACAAUCAGCAUCUGGGACUGUGAACUAAACGACAGGCCCUCUCUAAACCAGUCGAUCUACCUACAGUGCCAAGAUGAUCUCAAAGCAAGCCUGGGAGAAACAGGUAACUGCUCUGGGAAGGUGCUGUUAAAUAACUUGCCAGUGUGUUAUGAUAACUGGAGUGAGAGUCACUCCAAAAUAGUAUGUCAAGAGCAGCAGUGUAGCAACAGCAUCUCAUUCAAAGAAAUCGACAAAGGAAGUCGAGGUGAUGCACAUUUCGUCAGCUGCAUUGGCUCGGAGUCCUAUCUCGGACAGUGCAAAACAAUAAUAGGAAGGUGUGCUAGAGGAUUGGUUUCUGUGUCCUGUGCAGGUGGUGUGAAAUUCAAUUCAACUCAGAAAUGUGGAGGGAACAUUAAGGUAUUUUAUCGAGGCACCUGGGAGUCGGUAUGUCUACCGAAUAUGUUCUCACAAGAAGGUCGAUUACUUUGCAAAGAGCUAGGAUGUGGCAUUCCUCAAAGUCUCCGACCGGAUCAGAUUGAACAGUCAGAAGAGGAAAAAGAAGGAAAAAUAAUACCGGAGACAUCUCUCAAAUGUUCCAAUGAGAAUCGCAAUUUACAGCACUGCAUCAUCAAGAAGAAUGAAUGUAAAACACCUGGUGUAAUCUACUGUGAAGAUUAUCCAAUCAAAGUGCCCAUUCCCCCGAUCCCCAUCAACUGGUAUGUUGGUCUUUCCCUUGGACUGUUGUCUCUGGUCAUGGUCGUUGCCCUCUGCUUCUUCAUGCGAAGACGAUUUGUAACCAGGUUCAAGUCGAGAUUCUCAACGAGAAAAGUGUCUGCUUUUGAGAGUGGAGACUAUGAGGACGUGGAAACCAACGGAAGUGAACUAUUUGGACCAAUGGAAAUGAGAGAUUUGAAAAGCCACGAAUCAGAGAGUGGCGGAGACAAAGAGAAUGGCAGACGAAGUACUGCGUCUUCCCUGUCUUAUGAUGACAUUGCUGAGGAGGAGAAUGUCCCAGCUCAACCAGUAUCCAGUGGAGAAGAUGGAACCAGUAGCCCAGGCCCAGGUGCUGGACCUUCUGCUACCCACGAACAUGCUACCUACGAGGUGGAGGAAGAUCAACAGGAGAGCUAUGAUGAUGUGGUGUCAAUGAUCACGCCAGCUGAGACCAGAGAGGAGAUUGCAGAGGUCCAUGAAAGACCCAAGCCCAAAUGCCUGGCGAUCCAUGAUGACGAGGAUUACCUGGAGCCUGAUGGUCAGAAGUGAGCAACGUGCAGGCUUGACAUGAUCUGUUGUGUAACAGAACUAUGAGAGGAUCCCAAAGUUGGAGGGGAAAAGCUGCCUGCAUAAAAAAAACUCACAUUCCUUCAUAUAAUAUCGGUAUUUCUUUUUUAUAUUUAAAGAUACAAUUAUUCAAAUUUCUUGACUUUUUUUUGUCUAACAUUUGAUAUUGCUUCAAAAAAAAAUCUGUUUUGAUUAGUUUGUUGUGCCAUGGCCUGUAAAACAGAACUGAUUGACACGGACUCAAUAGUGUCUGUCUCACCACAACACAUGUAUUCAUAAAACAUGAUCUUGAAAUGUGAUGUUUCCUUCCAUGAAGACCUGCAAAAUUAACUGCUUUUAGUGAAUGCAUCAAAGCUCAUAGCCAACAGCUGUUUUUCAAUCUUUUUUAUUGUACUUUUUUUUUUAAAUGACUACUUUUACCAUUUAUAAACAUAACAUUUUAAACAUUUUGUAUUUUUAAUUGCAGUCGCAUUGUGCAAAAAAAAUGAUGUUGUUUUUAUUCUGGUCUUCAACUUAAUUAUGAUGAUCUUACAUCAAUAAUAAUAUUUUUCUUCCUUUAGAAGUUGUUUAAUGUUAAGGAUUAUAAUGUAUGAAUGUAGUAGUUAAGAGCUUGUCUGUCUUUUGUUUAAAACAUGUCUGUUUUAGUGUGUUGUUUUUUUAUCUAUGAAAUCAUGUUUGGGAUUUGGUGACUGGAAUUAAAGAAUAGUAUCAAUAGGUGGAAAAAAAAUGAAUAUCCAGUGUAAAAAAAUCAGUCGACUUAAACUUAAAAAAUUAAGACAUUUGAGAUGAUGAUGAGAUAAAAAAUAUAUAAUUAAGAAUACUGGCCCUGAUUAUGUGAUUAAAGUGUCUGAUAGUUUUUUUUAUGUAAUUCACUUUGGACAAAAAUGAAAAUGCACUGCUAUAAUAACAUACUGUGAUGUCA
Molecule: messenger RNA, 4895 nt
Organism: Oncorhynchus kisutch (coho salmon)
Lineage: Eukaryota; Metazoa; Chordata; Actinopteri; Salmoniformes; Salmonidae
Product: antigen WC1.1
Exons: 18
Coding region: 17-3955 (1312 amino acids)
Biological process (GO): zymogen activation
Cellular component (GO): plasma membrane
Molecular function (GO): serine-type endopeptidase activity
Source: RefSeq, a predicted model, not a curated record